GCAAAGCUAGAGCUGAACAAAGCUUAGGCUGUAGAGAGAAAAACAGCAAGAGUUUUGAGUGAGUACUCAACAAUGGCUACCCUUGUUGUUCCUGACCACCCUUCUCCUGUUCAAGACGCCGAGAGCCUCAGAAAGGCUUGCCAAGGAUGGGGGACUGAUGAGAAGGCCAUAAUUCAAAUACUUGGGCACAGAAAUGCAGUUCAGAGGAAUCAAAUUAGGAAGGCUUAUGAGGAGCUUUAUCAAGAAAAUCUUAUUAAGCGACUUGAAUCAGAGCUUUCUGGGGACUUUGAGAAAGCAGUAUAUCGUUGGUUACUAGAUCCUGCAGAACGAGAUGCAGUCUUGGCUCAUGUUGCAGUGAAGGAUAGCAUGCUCGACUACCAGACGAUCAUUGAAAUUGCAUGUGUUCGAUCCUCUGAGGAGCUCUUGGCAGUGAAACGAGCCUACCAUUUGCGUUACAAGCAUUCCCUGGAUGAAGAUGUCGCCUCUCAUACUACAGGCGACUUCCGCAAGCUUCUGGUAGCCUUAGUAAGCACAUUCAGGUAUGAUGGUGAUGAGAUAAAUGUGAGCCUAGCAGAGUCUGAGGCUAAGCUUCUUCAUGAGGUAAUCAAGGGGAAGGCCUUUAGUCAUGAAGAGAUAAUCAGAAUCUUAAGCACAAGGAGUAAGUCACAGCUGAAUGCAACCUUCAACUGCUACAGGGAUGCACAUGGUACUUCCAUUACCAAGAGUUUGUUGGAUGAUCCGGCUGAUGAAUUCUUAGCAGCACUGCGCAUGGCUAUCCGAUGCAUCACUUUUCCUCAGAAGUACUUUGAAAAGGUUCUGCGCAAUGCAGUUAAUAAGGGAAGAACUGAUGAAGAUGCGCUCACACGUGUGAUUGUCACACGUGCAGAAAAGGACUUGAAUGAUAUCAAGGAGCUAUAUCACAAGAGAAACAAUGCCUCCCUUGAGCAUGCAAUCAACAAGCACACUUCAGGAGACUACAAGGCCUUCCUUCUUGCUUUACUGGGGGAUAAAGAACUGUAGCUCAGUUGUUCCAAAUGUGAAAAGCAGAUGCAUAAAUCUGGGUUUAGUGGUUAAAAUCUAGUGUGUCUGGUUUGUAGGGCUGAGUUUCUAGGUUAGUUUUUAUCAGAAAAUGGGCCUUUUGAUAUUUGGCUGUUAAUGGUGAUGAGUGUUUAAACUUUGAGUGCAAACCAUCCUAUCAAUCCCAACUUCUCCCCUGUUUUUCUUAGUUUGUGUGUGGCUCAGUGCACUGAGUUUCUUUUUAUUUGUUUCAUGAU
Messenger RNA from Nelumbo nucifera (sacred lotus), 1274 nucleotides. Its product is annotated as annexin-like protein RJ4. NCBI's taxonomy places the organism in Eukaryota, Viridiplantae, Streptophyta, Magnoliopsida, Proteales, Nelumbonaceae. Gene Ontology annotation, biological process: response to heat; response to water deprivation; response to cold. The record is from RefSeq and is a predicted model, not a curated record. Gene Ontology annotation, molecular function: phosphatidylserine binding; calcium ion binding; calcium-dependent phospholipid binding. Gene Ontology annotation, cellular component: cytoplasm; plasma membrane.